This is a messenger RNA of Kogia breviceps (pygmy sperm whale), 738 nucleotides long. RefSeq names its product glycoprotein hormone subunit beta 5 (gene GPHB5). Lineage: Eukaryota; Metazoa; Chordata; Mammalia; Artiodactyla; Physeteridae. Gene Ontology annotation, molecular function: hormone activity. The record is from RefSeq and is a predicted model, not a curated record. Gene Ontology annotation, biological process: G protein-coupled receptor signaling pathway; regulation of thyroid hormone receptor signaling pathway. Gene Ontology annotation, cellular component: extracellular region; cytoplasm.
GAUGGCACUCCCAUGGAGGCAGCUGGAUCUGUUAAUAAACUCUUUUUCCUCUCCCUCUCGGGGAACAGUAUGAGGCUGGCAUACCUCUUCCUUGGCCCCGCGGCCCUCCUCCUCCUGGCUGGCUGCGGCUGUGUCCUCAGCACCACCGGCGGGAACCUGCGCACAUUUGUGGGCUGUGCGGUGAGAGAGUUUACUUUCCUGGCCAAGAAGCCGGGCUGCAGGGGCCUUCGGAUCACCACGGAUGCCUGCUGGGGCCGCUGUGAAACCUGGGAGAAGCCCAUUCUGGAACCCCCCUACAUUGAAGCCCAUCAUCGAGUCUGUACCUACAAUGAGACCAAACAGGUGACGGUCAAGCUGCCCAACUGUGCGCCGGGAGUCGACCCCUUCUACACCUACCCCGUGGCUGUCCGCUGUGACUGCGGGGCCUGCUCCACUGCCACCACGGAGUGUGAGACCAUCUGAAGCUGGGCGACCCUCAGAACACAGCUGGCGGCCUGCGGCCUCACGGACCCACCUGCACGGGCAGCACUAGCAGCUAUACCCCCUGCACUCAAGGACUGUUUAAUUUCGACCCUACUUGUGGAGGAGGUUACCUGUCUCCCUUCCCCUCCCUCAGGUGCAAGGCCGAGGCAGCAUACUUAUGCUAAAAUUGCAAAACAACCUUUGUGCCUUUGCUAAAAUAAUUUCUCUGGUCCACACACUGCAAAUUAAUUUUUCUUUACCUUGAAUCUCAGAACA